CUUUACCAUUGUCGACGACUGAGCACAUGAGCGACAAAGCUGUUGAAGACAACACGAAGUAACGCUAAACUUCAGGGAUAAAAAACGUUAAAGGAAUCCGUCUACCUUGUGUACUAUGAAUUUUUGUGACUUUUAAUAGAUUAUGAUUUUCGCUUUCGGAUCGGUAGACACAGAUACAACUAUCGGUGUUCUCUACCGUAGCCUACGUCUCUACACAUUAAGUUUAUAUGUUAUUUACAUAAGUAUAUGUUUUCCUGAUUUUACCAGAAAAUGUUAACUUUCUUCUUUUCGGCUCUGGUUAAUUGACUAUAAAUAUGAGCUCCAAGUGGCAGUGUUUAUUGCGAAAAUUGUAUUUUCUGUGAUAUUUAAAAUAAAUUAUGGAAUUUGAUAGCCCAGAUGUAGAAAAAGAUUUCCCUGGGCUGUAUGCUUCAGAAACUUCUAGAAAAGGUCAAUCACGUGACAGUGAUUAUAGUGACGAAGAAAAGGCUUCUAAAAAGGAUUUACUUGGCAAGAAGCGAGAAAAGAGGGAAAGUAAAAAAGAUAAAGGCUAUGUUGCUUUUGAAGGUGAAAGUUCAGGAGAUGAAGCAGAUGAAUCAAACCCUGGAAAAAGUAAGAAGAGUAAGUCGUCUGCUUUCAAAUUUCCUGGUAAGGAGAAAAAGGAAAAGCAUAAUAAAAUAAGAGAAAAGGAAGGAAAGGAAAAAAAGGAAGAAAAAGAAAAAGUUUGUAAAAAGGAAAGCAAGGACGGUAAAAAAGAAGUUAAAGACUCUGAAAAAGUGAAAGAUAAAAUUAAAAUAAAGAAAAAAAAAGAAAGUAAACUGUUGAAGAUAAAGGAAAAGAAGAAAAAGUCAAAUGAGCAAGGAAAUGCUGGUGAUGAAGAAAAACCAAUAUUUGGUAUUCCUCUUAGCCUUGCAUGUGAAAGGAGUAAAAGUCAUGAUGGUAUUGAAAUUCCUGUUGUUGUAAGGGAAUGUAUAGAUUACAUUGAGGAACAUGGCUUAGCAUGUGAAGGAAUUUAUAGAAUUUCUGGAUUGAAAUCAAAAUUAAGACAGCUUAAAUCUCAAUAUAAUUCCAAGGAAAAAGUUUAUUUAUAUGAACAUGAACCUCACAUUGUUGCAAGCCUUCUGAAACAGUUUUUAAGAGAUCUUCCUGAAUCAAUUUUAACUACUGAUCUCCUUCCUAAGUUUGAAGAAGCAGCGGCACUGAAGAAUGAAAAGAAAAGAGAAGAAACAUUAAUGAAGUUGUUGGAGCAGCUUCCAAAUUGCAACCGACUACUUUUAUCCUGGAUCUUUGUUCAUAUGUUGCAUGUUGUAAAAAUGGAAAAGAGGAAUAAAAUGAAUCUUCAAAAUGUAUCAAUUGUUCUCAGUCCAACAUUGCAAAUCAGCCAUCAUAUUCUGCAAGCACUCUUUGCUCAUAGCAAUGUGCUGUUUAAAGGUGUAGAAAUCAAAAAGUACAUACCACCAAUAGAGUUAGAUAGUAAUCGUUUGUCUCUGGAAUUGCCUGACUCUCCAUCAGCCAUCGCUGAAGAACUUUCUAAACAAGAGAACUUUUUGAAUAUUUUGCAUGCUGAACUCAAUGCUGGGUUGAGAGAUCAACAAAAGGAGGAACAACUGUGGGAAGUUCAAAGGGUUGUCACUCAACUCAAAAGAAAAUUGCGCUUCUUGAGACAGGUUCAAGAUUCUUCUAAUCCUACAGUAGAUGAAGUUCAAAUAAAACCAAAACCAGAGGAAGUAGAAAAAAGCACUAUAAAUGCUAUUUUGCAGCAGCAAUCUUCUGACUUAGGUACUUCACCCCUGUCAGAAGUCCAAGAAAAAAGCAAAGAACCAGAAAGCUUGCCAUGUCUGACUAAAAGUGAAAGUUUUCCCAUUACUGCCGAAAAAAAUGGAAGAGAACAAAAUGUUAGUGAAGUUAGAGUAAAAUCUAUCUCACCUUUGCCUGAUGUCCCACCAAAGAUUAAUUCUAUCAACUGUACAGUUUCAAAGGAGGAAAGAAGCAUAUCUCCUGCUGUUGAACAAGAUGAAAAAACAGAUUUUGAGAGGCCAGCAGAUCCUAUUAUAAUUGAAAAAUACCUUAAUGCUGUUCCACCAGAAUCACCAGUAUUGCCAAUAGAGAAUUUACAAGAGCUUGAAGAAAGAAACCUUGUGCACUCUUUGCUGCAUGAGGAAAAAAUGCUUCAUGUACAGCAUGAUGAGUUGAUUCUCUUGGGUGAUGAAUUGAGGCGUAAGAUUAAUUCUGAAAAAUUGGAGAUUGAAAGAUUGCGUUCUGAAAUAGCUGAGUACCAGCAGUUGUACAAAUACAAGAGAUAUUCAUUUGAUUCAACAGAAAACAGCUCUUCUGAUAGUGAUGAUACUAGCUCAUCUGAUGGUGAAGAUGAAGAAGAUUUAUGUAAUGUUCUUGAAUACUUAAUAAAAGAAAACAAAUUGCUGGAGAUAAAGAAUAUGGAUCUUAGUAAAGUUAUACAAUAUGAACGAGAAGUAUGCUUAAAUAUUAAGGUACAGAUGAAAAUGAUUCAACAAAAUGAAGCAAAACCUCUGAGAGCCUAAUAUAUUUAAAAUAUAACAUUAGAAUUUUUGAAAAUUUUAUGACAUUUAUGACAAGGUUAUACGGUUGGUAAAUUGUAUAUACAUAUGUAGAUAUGUUGACUUGUAUUUUGACUAAA
Uloborus diversus is the source of this 2653-nucleotide messenger RNA. RefSeq names its product ralA-binding protein 1-like. NCBI's taxonomy places the organism in Eukaryota, Metazoa, Arthropoda, Arachnida, Araneae, Uloboridae. The coding region runs from base 378 to 2537 and encodes 719 amino acids. Gene Ontology annotation, biological process: small GTPase-mediated signal transduction. The record is from RefSeq and is a predicted model, not a curated record. Gene Ontology annotation, molecular function: small GTPase binding; GTPase activator activity. The transcript has 15 exons.